Molecule: messenger RNA, 2163 nt
Organism: Coregonus clupeaformis (lake whitefish)
Lineage: Eukaryota; Metazoa; Chordata; Actinopteri; Salmoniformes; Salmonidae
Product: mucin-2-like
Exons: 2
Source: RefSeq, a predicted model, not a curated record
ACUACCCCAACAACAAGCACCACAGAAAGUCCAACAACCACAACUAAGACAACAACCCCAUCCACAACAACAACAGUAACAGAGGAAUUUACAACUGGUCCAGAAUCAACAACCCCCACAACAACAACAACCAUUACACCAACAACACCCACAACACCCACUACACCAACAACACCCACAACAACCACUACACCAACAACACCCACAACAACCACUACACCAACAACAACAACUACUACUACUACAACCACAACAACUACUAAGACAACAGCGUAUUCCACAACAAGUGAAACAACAGAAGAAAUUACAACUGGUCCAGAAUCAACAACAACCACAACAAACCCUACCACUACCCCAACUACUACCACAACAACAACCCCAUCUACGACUACCUCUGAGGAAACGACAACAACGACCCCAACAACAACCACAAUAACAACCCCUACCCCCACAACAACCAUUACACCACCACCAACAACAACACCCACUUCCCCAACAACAACCCCUACCACUACACAACCAACAACAACAACACCCACUACCCCAACAACAACAACAACAACUACCCCAACAACAAGCACCACAGAAAGUCCAACAACCACAACUAAGACAACAACCCCAUCCACAACAACAACAGUAACAGAGGAAUUUACAACUGGUCCAGAAUCAACAACACCCACAACAACCACUACACCAACAACAACAACUACUACUACUGCAACCACAACAACAACAACCACCACAGAAAGUCCAACAACUACUAAGACAACAGCGUAUUCCACAACAAGUGAAACAACACAAGAAAUUACAACUGGUCCAGAAUCAACAACACCCACAACAACCCCUACCACUACCCCAACUACUACCACAACAACAACCCCAUCUACGACUACCUCUGAGGAAACGACAACAGCCACCACCAAAGCCCCUACCACAACAACACCCACAACAACCCCUACCACUACCCCAACAACAACCACAACAACCCCUACCCCCACAACAACCCCUACUUCAACACCAACCACUCCACCCACUUCUACUCCACACUGCCUGAUCUGUGAAUGGUCAACCUGGAUUGACAAACAUUAUCCUUCAAUUGGACCAGAAGGAGGAGAUUUCGAAACCAUAGAUAUUUGCAGUAAACCCAAGGAAGUACAAUGCAGAGCCAAAGAAAGAUUUGAUGUUCCUUUGGCCGACCUAGGUCAAAAGGUUGAAUGCAAUCCCUCGGUUGGACUGAUAUGCCGCAACAAGGAUCAAGGCAUCCCACCAAUAUGCUACAACUAUGAAAUCAGAGUCAAAUGUUGUGUUGUUUGUGGGAAUGAGACAACUACCACCUCAGAAAGGACCACAACACCUACUACCACUGAAAUAACAACCACUAGGCCAACAACUACCCCAACAACAACCACAAUAACAACCCCUACCCCCACAACAACCAUUACACCAACAACAACAACAACACCCACUACCCCAACAACAACAACAACUACCCCAACAACAACACCCACUACCCCAACAACAACAACAACUACCCCAACAACUACAACAACUAACCCAACAACAACCACAAUAACAACCCCUACCCCCACAACAACCAUUACACCACCACCAACAACCACAACAACUACCCCAACAACAAGCACCACAGAAAGUCCAACAACCACAACUAAGACAACAACCCCAUCCACAACAACAACAGUAACAGAGGAAUUUACAACUGGUCCAGAAUCAACAACACCCACAACAACCACUACACCAACAACAACAACUACUACUACUGCAACAACAACAACAACAACCACCACAGAAAGUCCAACAACAACUAAGACAACAGCGUAUUCCACAACAAGUGAAACAACAGAAGAAAUUACAACUGGUCCAGAAUCAACACCACCCACAACAACUCCUACCACUACCCCAACUACUACCACAACAACAACCCCAUCUACGACUACCUCUGAGGAAACAACAACAGCCACCACCAAAGCCCCUACCACAACAACAACAACAACCCCUACCACUACCCCAACUACUACCACAACAACAACCCCAUCUACGACUACCUCUGAGGAAACGACAACAGCCACCACAAAAGCCCCUAACUACAAAAACAAAAAAACAAAAAAAAACCACAACAACAACCCCAUCUACGACUACCUUUGA